AUGGAAUCUUCUAUUCCAAUUAGGAUAAAUUGUGCAAGGCACUAGGAAAGCAAAGGUAGAUUUUAAAAAAUAAAUUAAUUGCCUAAUAAAGUAUAUUAACUCAAGUAAUAAUGCUCAAAACCAAAACGAUGAUUUUUGAGCAUUUAUGAGAUCGAAAGAAGAUACAGGCCAAUCUAAUCUAUACCGCUACGAAAUGGAUGGCAUUCUUGUUUAUGACUCUCGAGCACGAGUCUACGAUGAAGAUUCAAAUUUACACAACCAAAUCCCCAAAAGAGAAAUUCCUCUCCAAAUUCGUAAUGAAAUUGCUUUAUCACAUGAUUAUGGUAUUCCUUAAUCAGACUACCAACAAUAUUUGAAUAUGAAAAGCUACACUCCCUUUAAGCAACUUCCCCAAGAGUAUACGAUUGUAAUACCAGCCGAAAACACCUUAAAAUUUAAUUCGAAAUUCGAAAGUGGAAAUUUAAGAAAAGCAAUAAAACAUAAUGAAGAUUUAUAUGACUUGCUAUUAGAAUUCGAUAUGGAAACUCAAGGGCACACACAAUGAUUUUAUUUCUCUGUAGAAAAUUAUAAAGCGAACCACAAAGUAAGAUUUAAUAUGGGUGAAGCAGGUUGGCUGCCUCUAAUCGCCCCUGAAACAAAAAAAUAGUAUAGCUAGCAAAAAAAGAGAGUGUUUGUGAAAAUUUUUAGAUAUAGACAAUCAGAGACGGCAAAUCCGCUUCACCCAUUAAUAUCAUCAAUUUAAUGAAGCGGAAGUCUUUAUUCAAUGAUGGAAUGAAACCGCUGAUUUUUUCAAAAAGAGAAUUUGAAUUAACCGGAAAAGAGUGAUAUAGAGAUGGGACGAUGAUAAGUUAUUUUCAAAAUAAUAUACAAAGACCAUCAUACGAUAAAAGCAAAAUUCGUUAUUAUUUUACGUUGACGUUUACCUUCACAUUUAAACAUGAAAAUGAUUUAGUAUAUUUUGCUUAUAGCUUUCCUUAUAACUAUACUCAGCUAAUGGACGACCUGUCUUCUUAUUCUUCAAAUCCGAAUGCAAGCCAAUUUUUGAGGGUGAACCCAUUAUGCAGGACUCUUGCGGGGAAUAUUUGCCCAGUUUUAACUAUAACAGAAAAUAUCAGCACCUACACGUCUUGAGAACAAGAAUACAAAAACCUCCAAAAAAGUGCUGCAUCAUUAACAUUAGCAUUAAUUAUAGACUAGGGCUCUUCCUCCUUUUAUGCCUCACCCGAGACGAGUCUUCGUAGAAGACCCAUUCAGCUCCCUGAGUAUAUCAGCAUUUCCACCAGAAAUAGCUCUCCUCUGGUUAAAAAUCAGUUCUUAUGCUGCCUCGGAGCCUUGGAGUACGCAGGUUUGGAACCUGACGGCUACUUGAGUGACUAGAGUUCCCGCUAAGGAUAAACUUCCUAGCUAAUAUCGGUACCAACUAUGCCUUCAUCGUCAGCACUAGUGGUCACUAGGAAUAAAAGUCUUCUAUCUCAAAUGUCCAUCGGGAAGACACAAAGUCUUCAUUUCCAGACGAGGGAGGCAAAACCCAACCAGAAAGCAAAUGCCCAGUACCAGUAACUCCGUUUCGGAUCAGUUUGGCUUCAGGCCGCAGCAAGGUCCCCAAACUCGAAACAGGUCUAGGAGAUAGCGAAUCUGUGAUUUCACCAUGCUAUUUGUGUAUAAAAAAAGUGCUGCUGCAAGAAAGCUUUUAAAACAGAAAAUUUUGAGGCAGCAGGCUCAUAUAAGACUUAUUGAAAAAUAUAAAAGCAACACAAAAACUGAUGACAAUAAAAAUACAAAUGAGCAUAAGAAUAAAAAAGCAGUAGUUUUAACAGCAAGAGUCCAUCCAGGAGAAUCAAAUUCUUCCUACAUGAUGAAAGGGGCAAUAGAAUUUCUAUUAGGAAACUCAAAAGAAGCGAUAAAAUUAAGGAGAAAAUAUAUUUUCAAAAUAAUUCCUAUGCUAAAUCCUGAUGGUGUUAUAUAUGGAAAUUAUAGGUGUAGUCUUCUUGGAGUUGAUUUAAAUAGACGCUGAAUAAAUCCUAAUAAAUAUAUGCACCCUACUAUUUAUUAUUCAAAAAAAAUUGUCCAAAUGCUAUCAGAAGAAAGAGAAAUUGCUUUGCAUUGCGAUAUGCAUGGCCACUCAACGAAAAAAGAUAUAUUUAUAUAUGCCUGUAAGUCCACUGGGGAUUUAGAUGAUACUAGAAAUAAUUUGUUUAUUAAACUAUUUCCUUUUUUAUUAGCAAAAAGAAAUGGGCUGAUUUCUUAUAAGAAUUCACGCUUUAGAAUGGAAAAAUAUAAAGAAAAAACCUCAAGAAUUGUGUUUUUCAGAGAAUUUGGAAUUCUUAAUAGUUUUACACUUGAGUCUUCCUUUUUUGGCCCGUCUAAAAAGAAUCUAAUUGAGGAAUCUCAUAUAUCACAAGAAAAUUUAGAAACUAUUGGGAAAGAUUUAUGCAAGCAGCUCAUGAUUUUUUUCUGUCCAAUCCUUUUUCGUAAAAAAUUGCAAGAGCUUUGCAAUUUUCUUUAUGGACAAUUUUCAUUUGUUAAGUCCAGGACAGAGAUAAGGCAGAUUUGCAGUUCUUUCGAUAGGGAAGAAAACAUUAUAUUGCAUUAAGAUAAAUUUUUUUCUCGUUUAGUAUCAAUAUUAAAUCAAUUGUUUGGGCUUCUGUCCCUACUUUGGGUUCAGGUUCACCGUCACGUCAGACACCACACAGCUUCACCUAUGAAUAGUCCAUAGACUUCGUGUGUUCGGAUUUCGACUGCCAUUCUUACGGCUCUUGGGCAAAACAAACUUAGGUCCGUCAGACAUUUUAAAGGUCCAGCCUCCACUGCCUGGGGUUGUGGCAUGCUUCCAAAAAUUCGAUUUCCCUAAGGGACAGAGUCUUGAGUUGAGCACUGCAGGCACUUGAAGCCCUAUCAUAGCCAUGAUAAAAUCGCUGUGGAAAGCCAAACCUCAUAAUUAUAAAAUGUAAAAGAGAAAAUAUGAGUGACGCCAUUUAUGAUCAUGAUAGAGCAGAAAACAAAUCAGAGAUUGGAAGCAUUGCAGACAUCUGCUUGACUCAAGAAAUAAAUACGCUUGAUAUGGAAGAAAAUUAUGACGAGCAAAAUAUCAUUACCAUUAAAUUAGAAUAUCGAGUAGCUUCAGAUGCACCCGCAGGUGAGCUUCUCCACAUCUCUUCGCAUGGCCAACUGCCGCCUCCCCACUAGGGGGUUUAGCUUAUAUCCUCCUGAGGCUCGCGCCAAACGGAGAGUGAUCGACUGUGGCCACGUGACAUACGGCAGACGAGGACUGCCUGCAUAGAAAUUCCAAAAAUCGGAAUUCUGGUUUACUCCCAACAAAAAGGUAAACUUAUAGCCGAGGGCAUAACUCCUGCUUCACGCUAGUGAUUGCCCGAUAGGCCUAGAAGGUUUUUCCGACUCCAAGUUUUCCUAUCCCUCGAGGCAAAAUCCAGUUCCUUAAAGCGGACUAAGGCAAGGCCCUAAAAGUAUUAGGAUUAGUUACCUAGCAUAUAUUUCCAUUUCAGAACCUUGCCGAAAUUAAUUAAAAUAUGUGCUUAAAGCUCAAUGGCCAGGCUGAGGCCACAUUUUAAUUAUAUAGCGAGGAAAAUACAGAAAAUAUAGAAAUAAAAGAAUUGUUAAAUGAAGUUGGCAUUAUAUAUAAUGAGCAAAUAACUCAUGAAGAAGCUCAAGAAGUUGAAAGCUCGGAGUCUGACUCAGAUUCAUCAGAUAAUGACGACAAAAGAAUUGAGUAUAAAGCUUUGAAAAUUGAGCAUAAAAAUGAGUUAGAGAGAUCAAAAUCGAAGCAUCUUCAAAAAAGACAGUCUAAUCAAUUAAUGAAUAGUUCCAUUCAAAGACCGCCAUCUGCUAAUAUUAUGCAAGCAAGCUUUAACGAAAGCCAAAAAAUUGACCCACUAAACGAAAGCUAUUCGUUUCCGAGCACUAAGCCUUCUAUCAGAAAAAAAUCAGUGCCCAUGCCUAACUAUGUGAGAGCUCCGAUAAGUAUUAGUAAGCACUAUGCGACACAAGAAGCACAUAUAGCCCGAUCCUUGCUUUUGAUAGAGUUUGUCUGAUGUCCCCUGUGUCAGCUGGAGAUUUGACAAGCCAACGCUUGCUGGACAAGUCCUCUUGUUGUUGGACAUUUAACAUAUAGGAAUUGUUUUUGCGAACAAGUGUUGGUUUAUCAACUCCUCAUCUGACUUUGGUUGACAUCAGACAAGGCUGAUCUAACGCAAGAAUUGGGCUAUACAAAAAUUUCUCAAAGUCAUAAAGUAAACUAUCAAAUGAAUUUUCCUUUGAUUAAAACAAUAUACAAUGCAGAAGAGAAUUUCAGAAAUAGACGUGAUUCGAUGGGACUGAAGUUUCCAAAGGACAGGGGCUUCAUAAUAACUUCUAUUCAUGAUACUUCUCAUCAAUAUACUAAUGGAAAGCUAAUUUUCAAAAUUGCAAAAGAUAGCGUUAGAGAGCAUAAACUUUCAUUAAUCAAAAAAACGAAUAGUAAUAAAAAAAGAUCUAUCCAUCAUGAAAUAAAGCAGCAAUCAUUUGAGUUAGGAAAUAGGUCGUUUAAAGAUUUUUCCGAGUAUGUAUAA
Messenger RNA from Blepharisma stoltei, 4565 nucleotides. Lineage: Eukaryota; Ciliophora; Heterotrichea; Heterotrichida; Blepharismidae. The record is from the annotation of a GenBank genome assembly.